Molecule: messenger RNA, 3613 nt
Organism: Ziziphus jujuba (common jujube)
Lineage: Eukaryota; Viridiplantae; Streptophyta; Magnoliopsida; Rosales; Rhamnaceae
Product: extra-large guanine nucleotide-binding protein 1
Exons: 8
Coding region: 617-3289 (890 amino acids)
Biological process (GO): G protein-coupled receptor signaling pathway
Molecular function (GO): guanyl nucleotide binding; GTPase activity; G-protein beta/gamma-subunit complex binding
Source: RefSeq, a predicted model, not a curated record
GAAAAAAAGCUACCAAUCUGUUGGACUUCUUCCAUCAAAACAUUUUUGGAGGUAUUUGCUUCGGUCAGAAAUUCCAAGCAAUUUCGUCUUUAUCGCGUGGGAUGUCUAAAGGGUCCUCGCAGUCCUCUUUCUUAGUCUGCGCCUCCUCUCUCUCUCUCUCUCUCUCUCUCUCUCACCUGACUUUCAUGGCAGCCGACCACUUUCACUCCUCUCAAUAAAUUUUCCAUGGAUGAUUUCAGUCACCCCCGUCUCCCCUCACCUCCACAUUUCUCUCUUUCUCUCUCUGUCUGAUCAGACUUAGAAACAACAACUGUAAAAAUUUCAGCUUUUGCAUCUUUUGGGUUGCUGAAUUUGGAGUUUCUAGCUCGUAUUUGGAUGUUUUUAGAUUGAUGGGUUUAUGACAGUUAGUUUUAUUUUAUUUUAGUCUUUUCCUUGAUGGGUUUUCUCAAGGAAAUGAUUAAGCUUUAUGGGUUUGUGAUAUUUUAAUGGUUGAGUGGGAGUUUCUUCGGAAUCUUCAGGUAGUAUUAGAAUGAAAAGUGUCUUUUUUUGUCGCUGAAAAAAAAAAAAAAAAAGAAAAAAGAAAGAAAGGGAAAUUUUUUAGCUAGAGAAAAGAAAAAUGGUUGCACUUUUGAGAAAAUUUUAUACUUUUGCAACUUCAAAUCCUCUUCCUGCUGCUGAUAGUGAUGAAGAUUUUAAUUUUGACUACUCCAUUGCCAUGGAGUAUCAUGGUCCUCCUGUUGCUUAUGAUAUUCCACAGGCACGUCCCAUUGACAUUCAUCAAAUCCCCACUGCAGCUGCGGUUGCUUCAGCUUCUCUGCUGUCUAGUUCCCUCCCAGUAAUCCAACCAAUUGUAAGAACAAGUCAGAUUGGAAAAAAGACACAGAACAAAGUCAACAAAGAGGAGGAAGCAGAACAAGUUUCACCAUGCUCAGCAAUCUCUGCUGCCGAAAUAGGAAUUGUUGGCGGUGGUGGUGGUGAUGGAAAAAGUGUUGGAAGUUCCCGUUUGGUGGAAAAAGGUGCGGGCUUUGAAAAUUACAUGAACCCUGAGAAUUGGGAAUCCACAGAAUCUGGAACAAGCUCAAGGAGUCUUUCCUCUGAGGUUUUUUCUCACAAGGAGUGGGAAGAAGAAGAAGAUUGUGGUGGUGGUGGUGAAAGUCCUCAGCAUGCUAGAAAGCAAUCGGUUGUGACUUUCAAGGAUAUCAAUUCCGAUGACAUAGUUGUGGAAGAAGAAUAUGAUCGAUCAGAGGAGGUUGAGAGUGCCCAGGAGAGACCUAAAGCUGAGAGAAGUGGGGGUAAAAAAGGGUCUUGUUAUAGAUGCAAUAAAGGAAACAGGUUCACUGAGAAAGAGGUUUGCAUUGUUUGCUGUGCCAAGUAUUGUUUCAAAUGUGUGCUUAAAGCAAUGGGAUCUAUGCCUGAAGGUAGAAAAUGUGUCACUUGUAUUGGUUAUAGGAUCGAUGAAACGAGAAGAAGGAAGCUCGGGAAAUGUUCUAGGUUGCUCAAGAGAUUGCUUACUGAUUUGGAAAUUGUACAGAUAAUGAAAUUUGAGAUAUCUUGCAAAGUGAAUCAACUACCUGGGAAUCUAGUUUUUGUGAAUGAAGAGCCUCUUAGUCAAGAAGAGCUUGUGAGAUUGCAGAGUUGCCAACAUCCGCCAAGAAAGCUAAAACCAGGUUCAUAUUGGUAUGACAAUAUGUCAGGCAUGUGGGGAAAGGAAGGACAUAAACCUUGCCAGAUAAUUAGUGCCCAUCUAGAAAUCGGGGGUCGCAUAAAGCAAAAUGCUAGCAAAGGCAACACAAAUGUACACAUAAAUGGUAGAGAGAUUACUAAAGCUGAGCUCCAGAUGCUGAAGCUUGCAGGCGUUCCGUGUGAAGGUAAGAUUAACUACUGGGUGAGUGAAGAUGGGUCCUAUCAGGAAGAGGGAAUGAACAAUGUAAAAGGGAAAAUAUGGGACAAGACUGGAAUCAAGCUGGUUUGUGCUUUAUUGCUUUUGCCAUAUCCUUCUGGUCCUCCAAAUCCAUCAGCGGAAGAAGGGGAUAGAAUUCUUCCAACUCCCUUUGAGGAAAAAAAGCUUAAAAAACUUCUUUUAGUUGGGUCAGAUAAAUCUGGCACAAGUACCAUAUUUAAGCAGGCCAAGUUUAUAUACAAGGUUCCUUUCACUGAAGAUGAGCGUGAAAACAUUAAAUCUGUGAUCCAAAGCAAGUUGUUCUGCUAUCUUGCUCUUCUGCUCGAAGGGCGUGAACGUUUUGAAGAAGAAAGUUUGAUUGAGACAAAAAGACAUGUAAUAGAUCCAGGUUCUUCAGACCAGAAUGAAGUUACAACAAUUUAUUCCAUUAGCGAAAGGCUAAAAGCUUUUGUGGAUUGGCUGCUCAAAGUUAUGGCUUCAGGUAAUUUGGAAGCCACAUUUCCAGCUGCUAAUCAGGAUUAUGCACCAUUUAUUGAGGAGUUGUGGAAUGAUGCUGCCAUCCAAGCUACCUAUAAUCGAAGGAAUGAAUUAGAAACACUACCUGGAGUUGCUACAUAUUUCCUAAAUCGGGCUGUUGAGAUUUUGAGGAUGGAUUAUGAACCCUCUGAUAUGGACAUCUUGUAUGCUGAGGGAAUUAGCUCUUCUAACAGCCUUAUGUCCAUGGAAUUCUCGUUUCCAGAGUCGAUACAUGAUAAUUUGGAAUCUAUUUAUGAGCAUGAUCUGUCAAUGAGAUUCCAGCUUAUUAGGAUACAUCCCAGCAGCCUUGGUGAACACUGCAAGUGGUUGGACAUGUUUGAAGAUGUCGAUAUUGUCCUUUUUUGUGUUUCGUUGGCUGAUUACGACGAGUUUUUUGAAGAUAAUAAUGGAGUUUGCAUGAACAAGAUGAUGGCAAGCAAGCAACUUUUCGAAAGCAUUAUUACUCAUCCAUUGUUUGAUCAGAAAAACUUCCUUCUAAUACUCAACAAGUAUGAUUUACUUGAGGAAAAGAUUGAAGAGAAAAUUCCUCUUUCUCGAUGUGAAUGGUUUCGAGAGUUCAAUCCAGUGAUCAGCAACAAUCCUGGAAGUAGUAAUAAUAACAGUACUAACCCUCCCUUAGCUCACCGUUCCUUCCAAUACAUAGCAAUGAAGUUCAAAAGACUCUUCCACACAUUAACAGAUCGAAAGCUGUAUGUUUCGGCAGUUACGGGAUUGGAGCCUGAUACUGUUGAGGAAGCUCUCAAAAAUGCCAGGGAGAUCCUAAAAUGGGUUGAAGAGGAACCUAAACGCAAUGGUAAUGAGGCAUCUUCCACUAGCAUUGAUGCAAGCUCUUCCUCUAGUAACCAGAAAUGACUCCUAGGGCUUCCUUUUCAACAUUCCUCCUCUAUGUCGGUGAAGCGGGGAGUCUCAUAAUCAUCCUUUGUAAUGCAAUUUGUUGUGUAUAUAUAUAUAUAUAUAUAUGUAUAUGUGUUCACGAGCUCAUACACACAUACGGCUACAGAAGAAGAAAAACUGCAUUUUCUUUUCAUUUUUGUACCCUUGGAAAUAAAGCAUAGAUGUGUAACAUGUAACAAGUUUGUUGUAAAGUACCACCAACAUUUCCAUCGUAACUAUUUUUAUAGAUGCAGUUUUAAUAUUCAAGAAACUGAAUUCGAAUUCCACUCCUAUUAAAUUUUA